Molecule: messenger RNA, 1827 nt
Organism: Vitrella brassicaformis
Lineage: Eukaryota; Vitrellaceae
Source: the annotation of a GenBank genome assembly
CACACUCAUAAGGCAGAAAGGCACCACACAGUGAAGGAACACACAAAAGGAAGGCACAGAGCCAUCCAUCCAUCCAUCCAGGCCCAUGGACCGAUUGACUGACGAUAAGGUGACUGACCAUCACACCACACUCAUAAGGCAGAAAGGCACCACACAGUGAAGGAACACACAAAAGGAAAAGGCGGCCAAUCGCAGGCACACAAGUCACACCAGCCCAACGCUCAAACACAUCACACCGACUCAAAUGUCGUCUCACAUUUCCUCGAUUACUCCACGACUGUAGGAUCGGAAUAUAUUUCAAUUUGCUCACACUCCCCGCCACCAUUGUAGCCCCCGUCACCAUUGUAGCCCCCGCCGCCAUUGUAGCCCCCGCCACCAUUGUAGCCGUUCCCACCUGCAUGCCGGUGCACACACACACAAAGGCAAACAACAGCCGCUCGUUCGUCUGCCGUGACCACCGCACACCGCCACACUCACCGAGGCUGUAUUUCUUGUAGAGGACGGAAUUGACCUUCAUCAUGCCCACGUGGUCAUUGCCGUAGUGGGAGAUGGUGGUGAGGUAGCCGCUGAGAUAGUUGGCCACGUACAUCUGUGUGUGGACGGGGAGCGGAGGGGGCAGCCACACGCACACACACACACACACACAGAGGGGUCAGAUAUGUGUGUUGUGGGUGGGUGUGUCGGUGUCGGGUGUGACAUACAUAUUUGUGGAGGCUCUUCUCGAUGUACGCGGUGCACAUGGCGUCUUUGUGCUCUUUGGCUGCGUAAUACAGCUGAACGGACACACAUCAACAACACAUCCAUCCCAUCCCCAAGUGUGUCAGUCCGUCUGCCCCCCUCUGCCUCUCACCUUCUUUGUCGCCUCGUAGAGCUCGACAUAUGAGUAGAUCAAAUCCUUGUAGGUCGAGAGAGGCUGAGAGAGAGAGAGAGAGAGAGAGAGAGAGGUCACUUGAAGCACACAGACACCGAAGUACGUUUGCAGACCUUGUAAGGAUCGUCAUUGUAGUAGAGCUUCUCGAUGGCUUGGGGCACAUAGGGAUGACCACGGCUGACAUCACACACAGGGAGAGAGGGAGAGGGUCAAGAUGGUCGCAAACACAGACACCACGUACCUCUGCAAGUAGUUGAUGAUCUUAUCAACCUUCGUCACAAGCAUUCUAAAGUAGUAGAAUGCGGCAUGACCAAAUCCUUCCAGCCUGACAACCAGACAGACAGCACACACGACCUAUGGUGCACUGAUGUGUAGAGGGGUGUGCGUGAGGGUGGGGUGCUCACUCGACUUUUUUUUGCCGGUAGUAGUAGCCGAUGUUCUGGAGCUUGUAUGCGUGCUCCAGCAUGUGGUUGAUGUAGUCAUUGAUCUCAUGCCUCAGGUCGUCAGGGAUUCCCCACUUGUCGUCCCCAUUCCACGCAGGCACAUCCUUAUCCUCCUUGUCCUCAGCUGCCGGCUUCUUGCCCUUGACGCUCACAGCGUCGUCCUCAGCCAGAGACCGCACGAGGGAGGGCGCCUGCUGCUGCUCCUCCUGCUGCUUCUCCUCGCACAGCGCCACAGACACUGAGACACAGAGACGGGGGAGACACAGCACACAGGCGGACAGCGGCACAGCAGACACACACAGGCAGACAGAGAGUGAUGUCCCGUGCGGUGGUGCUCUGCCUUCGUCGUGCUGUGAGCGACGUACCUGAGGCGGCGAGCAGCAGCGUGACGGCGACGAGAGAACACACGCGCAUCGUGACUGUCGGCGGCAGCACUAGUGUGGGAGGAAGAGAGCGAGGGAAAACCCGAGAAAAGCGAAAAGAAGCGACGGAAAGGGACAAAGACGGCCGAAG